Messenger RNA from Pectinophora gossypiella (pink bollworm), 1208 nucleotides. Its product is annotated as attacin-like. Gene Ontology annotation, biological process: defense response to bacterium. The transcript is spliced from 4 exons. The record is from RefSeq and is a predicted model, not a curated record. NCBI's taxonomy places the organism in Eukaryota, Metazoa, Arthropoda, Insecta, Lepidoptera, Gelechiidae. Bases 52 to 798 code for a protein of 248 amino acids. Gene Ontology annotation, cellular component: extracellular region.
UCUAAGUCUCAACCACUAUUACAAGUUCUAAGUAAUCAAUUCCUUUUAAAAAUGUCGUUCGCAAAGUUGUUCGUUCUAGCGGUGUUGGCUGUCAGCGUGAGUGCCCGUUACGUGUACCAGGAGCACCCGUACUACCUGAUAGAAGAAGCGAACGUUCUAGAAGACGACCUGGAAGAUGCUCUGACUCAGCCAGGGUUUGAGGCUCCCAGGCAUGUGAGGCUGGCGCGACAGGCGGGCAGCGUGAGUUCGAACCCAGACGGCAGUUUGAACCUGAACGCCAAGUUGCCAUUAGCUGGCAACGACAAGAACAUCCUCAGCGCUGUGGCUUCUGGUAGUGGUCUGACGGAUAAGGGAGGAUACGGCGCCGCUGGAGCCGGGUUGGCUCUUGACAAUGUCAAAGGCCACGGGCUUAGUCUGACAGGGACGCACAUCCCCAAGUUCGGUGACCAGCUGACGGCGGCUGGACACGUCGCUCUGGUCAACACUCCGGACCACAAGCUCAAUGCUAACGCCUUCGUCACCAGAAACAUGCCCAACAUACCCAAUGUACCGGACUUCAACACUCAUGGAGCUGGUGUCAAUUAUAUGUUCAAGGACAAAAUCGGCGGCUCCCUGGGCGUUGCGCAAACGCCUCUCUUCCAGAAGACCGACUACUCUGCCAUGGGCAACUUAAACCUGUUCCGGGACCGCACGUCGUCCCUGGACUUCAACGCUGGCUUGUCCAAGUCCGUGUCGCCUUUUAUACCGAAGAGCUCGUGGCAACCCUCAGGUGGUCUGACCUUUACUAGGUUCUGGUAAAUGAUGCAGUAUUUAAAUCCUUAUUACUUACAUUAAAACCUGAUAGACUGAUAUUCAAGUAACGUUCAGACGAAUUUAUUUGAACAAUUAGGUUCCAUUUUGCUUAGCUCUAUCAUUCUUCCCAAACUUAAGUUUAAAUGGAAAACACCAGUUGCUUCAUUAAUUAAUUUUUAAUCAAGUAUUUUUUAAAUCUUCGAAAAUCGUGUAAAAGAAAUACGUAUUGUCUUCUUUUAAAUUACUGCAAGUCGAUUAUUGAAUUGAUCAGAAAUCAGAAAUCAUUUAUUCGCUGAAGUAAUGUAAAUGGCUGUGAUGUAUUUGAUAUUAUUUAUUUGAAUGUAUUAUAAUAUAGAGAUCACACAUGUAUAUAGAUAAUUUUCUGAAAUAAUUUACAAUAAAUAUUUAUAAAUCAA